Molecule: messenger RNA, 1143 nt
Organism: Lactuca sativa (garden lettuce)
Lineage: Eukaryota; Viridiplantae; Streptophyta; Magnoliopsida; Asterales; Asteraceae
Source: RefSeq, a predicted model, not a curated record
AUGCCAAAUCAGCAAGUGAGACCACAAGGAGGUGCAUUCCACCAGGCAUCAGGAAGUAAUUCAAAACCAACAGCGCCUUCAUCAAAUCAAGAGAUGUCACAUUUCGAGAAAGAAAUGAUGGAGUUUAUGAUCAAACAAGAUCAAAAGACCGAGGCACGUGAAAAGAAUCAAGCAAUUGCUAUGAGAAAUUUAGAAAACCAAUUAGGGCAAUUAGCACAAGCAUUGAACUCACGAGAACCUGGAACGUUGCCAAGUAACACCCAAAAUCCAGGUAAUGUCAAUGAUAAGAGGGAAUGUAAUGCCAUCACACUUAGAUCGGGAAAGGAUUUAGCUCCAAAGAAUCAUGACUUACCAGUCACCGAUGAUGAGCAGCACCCGAUAAGUGUUGAGACUCAUAAGAAGAAGCAAGAAUUGAAAGAUGAUGAAAAAGAGUAUGUCGAGAUUGAGGACAUAACUGAUGAGGAGUACAGGAAGAAUAAAGUGAACAAGGAAGGUCCAACAAGUUCAAGUCCAAGUGUUGGAAAUGAAAAGAAAGCCCAAGAAAAAGAUGCUCGAACUAGUGCGAUAGUUACACCAACAACCUUACCUUUCCCACCUAGGAAAAGUAAAUCCAAGGAAGAUGAUGGGCAAUUUAAGAAGUUUCUAGAGAUCCUUUCUCAACUUCAUAUCAACAUCCCUUUUGUUGAAGCCUUAAAACAAAUUCCCACAUAUGCAAAGUUCAUGAAGGAAGUUCUUACAAGGAAAAGAGUUUGGAGAGAGUUUGAGACUGUUGCAAUGACGAAAAGUUGCACAUCAAUAAUCAAAAACAGAUUACCUGUGAAGAAGGAUGAUCCAUGUAGUUUCAUUCUACCGUGCAAAAUUGGAAAAUUUGACAAGAUUGGUUUGUGUGACCUUGGUGCAAGUAUCAGUUUAAUGCCUUUGUCAAUUUUUCAAAAAUUAGGACUUGGUGAAGCUAGACCGACCACAGUUUCACUCCAGCUAGCAGACCGAUCUAUGGUAUAUCCAGAAGGUAAAAUAGAGGAUAUCAUUAUCAAGGUUGAUAAUCUUUUCAUUCCAGCUGAUUUUAUCAUUUUGGAUUAUGAAGCUGAAGAUGAUUGUGGAAUAAUUUUAGGGAGGCAAUUUUUGGCAACUUUGAAGCUUUAA